This is a messenger RNA of Camellia sinensis, 898 nucleotides long. Its product is annotated as HMG-Y-related protein A. Gene Ontology annotation, biological process: chromosome condensation; nucleosome assembly; negative regulation of DNA recombination. Gene Ontology annotation, cellular component: nucleus; nucleosome; nucleolus. The record is from RefSeq and is a predicted model, not a curated record. Gene Ontology annotation, molecular function: nucleosomal DNA binding; double-stranded DNA binding. Lineage: Eukaryota; Viridiplantae; Streptophyta; Magnoliopsida; Ericales; Theaceae.
CCUUUGGCUCGCCCUCUCUCUCUCGUUUUCUUUACCGUCAUCACUGUGCUUUCGAAGCUGACGCUGCUUUAUUUGUGGCGACUUGAAAGCUUUUCUCUCUCUCUCUCUCUCUCUCUCUCUCCCUGCAACUUUCAAUGGCGUCCGAAGAGGUCAGCAAACCUCCUUCACUCCCUCCUUACCCUGAGAUGAUUUUGGCAGCCCUUGACGCUUUGAAGGAGAAGGACGGCUCAAACAAGUCUGCGAUAUCGAAAUACAUCGAAUCCACGUACGGUGACUUGCCAGCGGGGCACACGACCUUGCUUUCGCACCACCUGAACCGAAUGAAAGAGACUGGACAGCUGGUAUUUGCCAAGAACAACUACAUGAGGUUCGACCCAAAUGCGCCCCCGAGAAGGGGCCGCGGAAGGCCCCCGAAACCCAAGAGUCCGAUGCCUCCCGGGGCGCUUCCUUCCCCAUCCAGGCCAAGAGGGCGGCCGCCAAAGGACCCGAAUGCUCCCCCACCACCGCCGAAGAAGGUUUCUUCUUCUUCUUCUUCUUCAGUGGGGAGCGGGAGGCCUCGCGGGCGGCCGCCAAAGAGUGGUGGGUCUAGCGAUGGAGGUUCGGGGGCCGGGGAGAAGAGUGGGAGGCCUAGAGGAAGGCCUCCUAAGGUCAAGCCACAACAGGCACAAGUUGGUGUGCAAGCAAAUUGAGUUGUACUUUGUACCUUAAUUCCGUGGUACUGCUUUGAUAUCUCUUUUUCUAGGGAUGUUGUUUCAUUUGGAAUUUCAUUUUCUUUUGCUUGUUUGUUGGGUAUUGUGUGUGAGUUGCAUGUACAUUGUGAUUGUGCAGUAGUUGUUGAAGUUGAGGCUUGUUUGUUCCAAUCUAAUACUUGAUAUUCAUAUGGGUUGUUGCUUGAGAA